GGGGAGUGGGAGUCGUAGCCCGCGGGGCGCGAUGACGGGGGCGGCCGGUUGCAGAGGCUCAGCUGGGCGGGCCGGCCGGGCUCCUCUGGGGCCCUUACUGCGGGAGUCCUGUCCGGCCCGCGGCGGCCAGAGCUGAGCCUCCUGGGACCCAGGGGCGGGGGCGGUGUGGCUCCUGCGCCGGCAACGCCGUCUGGGGAAGAACAAAUUUAAACUUCUCAGGAGUGUGCCUUAAAACUAAAGAGAACGACUGACAACCAUCUGAAGUUGAUUGACCCCCAGGACAAAGUUAGAGGUCACUGCUCAAGCAUAAGUUUUCCUGAGACUGCUACAGAGAUGUUCGAUGUAAAGGCUUGGGCUGAAUAUGUUGUGGAAUGGGCUGCAAAGGACCCAUAUGGUUUCCUUACAACCGUUAUUUUGGCCCUUACUCCACUGUUCCUAGCAAGUGCUGUCUUGUCCUGGAAAUUGGCCAAAAUGAUUGAAGCGAGGGAGAAGGAGCAAAAGAAGAAACAAAAACGUCAAGAAAAUAUUGCAAAAGCUAAACGACUGAAAAAGGAUUGAAGGGAUGAACAGGCUCUGCAAGCAGGAAAAAGUCAUCUGGGAAAUUAUGAAGCUUUGGAAGGACCCCAUAAGGUUUCUUUGGAUUUUAUGCAAGUUGUUAUUGUCCAAGUAGAAGAAUCAUUCUGGAAUCUGACCUCAAUACUGUAGUAGCUUUUAGGCCCAGGCAUAGAUGUUUGUUGGUGACCAUUGGCAGUUGUUACAAAUUUGUAAUGAUUAUACUGGUUGAGCAUCGCUGAUGCCUAACCCAGAGUACUCCAGAAUCCAAAACUUCGUAUGCACAGAUGUGAUGCCACAAGUGGACAGUUCCACAGCUGACCUCUGAUGGGUCUCAGUCAAAAUACAGAGGCUCUAAAAAUGUACAAAAUUUCUUCCAGGCUAUAAGAAACAAACGAUUUUUUCAAGAUGUCUCAUUAUAUAUAUGCAAAUAUUCCAAAAUCUGAAAACAUCUAAAACAUUUCUGGUUCCAGGUAGUUCAGAAAAGGAAUAUUCAAUCUGUAGUACAAAUUCUUUAUCAUUGACUUAGUCAUUUGCCAUUUUUUACCUAUAUUCUGAAAUAGAAACAUCCUGUGGAAACAAAUGACUUUAUAUUAUGAACUCUAUUCAAAUAGUGGUUUAAAACAGAGUCCUGUACUUUUAAGAAUGUUAAAGUCAAACUUGCCCUCUUUGAAGUGAAAGUCUGCUUGGGCUUAAAAGAAACAGUAUAUUAAUCAAAUUUUUUUUUUUAUCAUCAUUGCUUGUUUCUUGGAAUCACUUCUGACUUUUUCAAAGCAAAAUAAUAUUGAUCAAUAAUUACAUCUAUUCUUUAUUUUUCUUAUUUUAGCCUUUGAGACAACUGGUAAUUAUCAAGACAUUCUGCAUUUUUUAAAACCUAAUUUUUGAAAGAACUAUCUUAUUUUGACUAUGUACAGUACCACCUUCUAGAUGUAAUUUUUGUACUUACAAACACUGCCACUUUCUUAGAGAUGAGUUGUUAAGUAACGCUAUGAUUUAAAACUUGCAGUAAAAAUGCCAAACACUGCAAUAUCUUGGAAGCAGUUUUUUUUUGUGCUAAAACUGUGAAAUAGUUAAAAUGUCUUACCAGAUAAUUUGCUCAUUAUAUAUGUAACAUUUUUGUUUUUAUUCCAUUCUUUGUUUUAACUUAGUGGUAAUGCUGUCCUGUACUUCUGGUCAAACAGGUUGAGGUGAAAAUUAACACUUCAUUCUUUUAAAGAGCUCUUAAAGAGUUAAUAUUUAAGCCAUACUUCAUAAGUGGUAAAGAAAGGCCUAAAAUUAGGAAAAAUUUGGGCAUAAUAAUAAUUGCACGAACAGAAUAAAGUAUUUCAAAAUAAGUAUGUGCUAUAGUUAGGUUCUGACUAAAAGAUCUUUCGAUUAAGGAGUACAACCAGAACUUUUGACUAUUAAACAUGGCUUUUCUAAAUGCAUGAUCCAGUCAUUGUAUUUACUGCAGCAUUUAAUAGCUUAUUAAUGUUUUUUGCACCUCUGAUGAUGAAUUUUAAGUUACAGUGAUUAUCCCACAGUUCUAAUUUAAAAUGAAACUAUGAAAUAAAUUUGAUACUUUUUUAUAGAA
This is a messenger RNA of Chinchilla lanigera (long-tailed chinchilla), 2125 nucleotides long. It is a transcript of the gene Smim15, whose product is annotated as small integral membrane protein 15. Lineage: Eukaryota; Metazoa; Chordata; Mammalia; Rodentia; Chinchillidae. The transcript has 3 exons. The coding region runs from base 334 to 558 and encodes 74 amino acids. The record is from RefSeq and is a predicted model, not a curated record.